Molecule: messenger RNA, 3648 nt
Organism: Mesitornis unicolor (brown roatelo)
Lineage: Eukaryota; Metazoa; Chordata; Aves; Mesitornithiformes; Mesitornithidae
Gene: ADAM10
Product: ADAM metallopeptidase domain 10
Exons: 15
Biological process (GO): membrane protein ectodomain proteolysis; Notch signaling pathway
Cellular component (GO): plasma membrane; synaptic membrane
Molecular function (GO): metalloendopeptidase activity involved in amyloid precursor protein catabolic process
Source: RefSeq, a predicted model, not a curated record
GCCAGUAUGGAAAUCCUCUAAAUAAGUACAUUAGACAUUAUGAAGGAUUGUCUUACGAUGUGGAUUUGUUACACCAAAAACACCAGCGUGCCAAAAGAGCAGUAUCGCAUGAAGAUCAGUUCUUGCGCCUAGAUUUUCAUGCUCAUGGAAGACACUUCAACCUCCGCAUGAAGAGAGAUACAUCUCUUUUUAGUGAUGACUUUAAAGUAGAAGUAUCAAACCAAGUAAUCGAUUAUGAUACCUCCCAUAUUUACACUGGACACAUUUAUGGUGAACAGGGAAGUCUUAGCCAUGGGUCUGUUAUUGAUGGAAGAUUUGAAGGAUUCAUCCAAACUCACAGUGGGACCUUUUAUAUUGAGCCAGCAGAGAGAUACAUUAAGGACAAAACUCUACCUUUCCACUCUGUCAUUUAUCAUGAAGAUGAUAUUAAGUAUCCACAUAAAUAUGGACCACAGGGAGGCUGUGCAGAUCAUUCAGUGUUUGAAAGAAUGCAGAAGUACCAGAUGACUGCUGUAGAAGAACCAACAACAGAGAAGCCUUUUGAAGAGCCUAAGAAAGAUGGUCCACAGCUUUUAAGAAAAAAGCGUGCCACUCAGGCUGAAAAAAAUACCUGCCAGCUGUAUAUUCAGACUGAUCAUCUGUUCUACAAGCAUUAUGGAACAAGGGAAGCUGUAAUUGCACAGAUAUCCAGCCAUGUUAAAGCAAUUGAUACAAUUUAUCAGUCAACAGAUUUCUCAGGAAUCCGUAACAUCAGCUUCAUGGUGAAACGAAUAAGAAUAAACACAACAGUAGAUGAGAAGGACUCUUCAAAUCCCUUCAGAUUUCCUAACAUUGGCGUGGAAAAGUUUCUGGAACUGAACUCAGAACAGAAUCAUGAUGACUAUUGCUUGGCCUAUGUAUUUACAGACCGUGAUUUUGAUGAUGGAGUCCUUGGUCUGGCGUGGGUUGGAGCCCCUUCAGGGAGUUCUGGUGGAAUAUGUGAAAAGAGCAAACUGUAUUCUGAUGGUAAGAAGAAGUCUCUGAACACUGGAAUCAUCACUGUUCAGAACUAUGGCUCCCAUGUUCCUCCCAAGGUUUCUCACAUUACUUUUGCUCAUGAGGUUGGGCAUAACUUUGGUUCCCCUCACGAUUCUGGAAUGGAGUGUACUCCAGGAGAGUCCAAGAACUUGGGACAGAAAGAAAAUGGCAAUUAUAUAAUGUAUGCAAGAGCUACUUCUGGGGACAAACUUAACAACAACAAGUUCUCUGUCUGUAGCAUUCGAAAUAUCAGCCAAGUUCUUGAGAAAAAAAGAAAUAAUUGUUUUGUUGAGUCUGGUCAACCCAUCUGUGGUAACGGACUGGUUGAGCAAGGAGAACAGUGUGAUUGUGGUUACAGUGACCAGUGUAAGGAUGAAUGCUGUUAUGAUGCAAACCAAUCAGAAGAUAAAAAAUGCAAGUUAAAACCAAACAAACACUGCAGCCCUACUCAAGGCCCCUGCUGUACUGCACAGUGUAAUUUCAAACUGAAGACUGAUAAGUGUCGAAAUGAUUCAGACUGUGCAAAAGAAGGAAUGUGUAAUGGUGUCAGUGCUCUCUGCCCAGCAUCUGAGCCUAAACCAAACUUCACAGAUUGCAACAGGAACACACAAGUUUGCAUAAAAGGGCAAUGUGCUGGCUCUAUCUGUGAGAAGCAUGGCUUGGAGGAAUGUACGUGUGCUAGUUCAGAUGGCAAGGACGAUCGAGAGUUGUGUCAUGUCUGCUGCAUGAGAAAAAUGGACCCAGCUUCUUGUGCAAGUACAGGCUCUAACCAGUGGGAGAAAUACUUUCACCGUGAAACUAUUACUUUGCAACCUGGAUCUCCUUGUAAUGAUUUCAAAGGCUACUGUGAUGUGUUUAUGAGGUGCCGGCUAGUAGAUGCUGAUGGCCCUCUAGCUAGAUUAAAGAAAGCAAUUUUUAAUCCGGAACUAUAUGAAAAUAUCGCAGAAUGGAUUGUGGCUUAUUGGUGGGCGGUGUUGCUGAUGGGAAUUGCCUUGAUCAUGUUAAUGGCUGGUUUCAUUAAGAUAUGCAGUGUUCAUACUCCAAGCAGUAAUCCAAAGUUGCCUCCUCAUAAACCGCUUCCAGGCACUUUAAAAAGGAGGAGACCACCACAAACCACUCAGCCACCACAGCGGCAAAGGCCCCGAGAGAGCUAUCAGAUGGGACAUAUGAGACGUUGACUGCAGCUUUUUGCCUUGGUUCUUCCUAGUGCCUACAAUGGGAAAACUCACUCCAAAGAAAACCUAAUAAGUCAUUGUCCCUGGUCUAACUCUCAAAAAUUGAAGAGGAAAGGAAAAAAAAAAAAAGCAUGAUAUGCCCUCAAAACAAGUGGAAAUGGUUAAUUUUUAAUGAGUUAAUCUUCCAGCUCAAAAAAAAAAAAGAAGAAAAGUGUUUUUCUGGCGUAUUUUUAAUUUAGUGGCAAAAAGUCCUAGAGUAUCGUGAUUCUUUCCCCGUUCUGUGCUCUUCAUUGCUGCAUUUUCUUCACUUGCAGGCAGACAUGGCUGUAGUAACACUUCUGCUCAAGAAUUGGGAAAAAAAAAAGUCUUUUUCAACUGCCAGAUAAGGCUAGGAAGCUAGAGCACCUCAGCAUUGGAGACAUUACCUGUCAAUGUAUAUACGUUGUUAUAUGCAGACAUGUAUUUCUAACGUACACCCGUACUUGUGUGCAAUUGUAAACAAGAGAAUUGCAAUAUGGAUGUUUCUUUGUAUUAUAAAACUUUUCUGCUAUUAAUGAAGAAAUUACUGUUUAAUUGACAUACUCAGGAUAACAGAGGAUGAUGGUGUGUAAUGGUCAAGGAUCCUGUGAUGCUUUACACAGCAGUUUUGAAUCAAAUCAAACUUUUUUAUCAUGAUCAAAGUUGUUUCAAGCGCUCAUUUCAUCUUUAUCAAACAGCUGCUAAGACAUAGCAUACCAGAUUGAAUGGUCCUGUAGAGAUACAGCAGGUGUUCUGCAAACUUUGCAAAUGCCAGAAUGUUUCAAAAAUGUUUUCUAGAAAUGUCUAAUUUCCUGUAGUUCAGCGUAAAUCUUUUUGUCUGAUUAUUCAGUUAAAUAAUGAAUAGUGAAAUGAAAUAUUUCCAUGCGUCGUUAUAAAGUUCUGCCUGUUAUUCAACUUGUUUUUAAAAUUGCAACCAGUUUAUUUGGGCUGUUCGGAUAUUCUUACAGUAUGACGAUGAAGUUUUGAGUUCUGAGGGAUGUGGAAAGAAAGGAAAGCUGUAGGGUUUUUAUUUUCUUUUUUAAUUUAUCAGAUAUUUGGAUAACUUUUCAGCAUUAUACUGUUGAUUGAUAACCACUAGAGUAGAGUGAUUUGCCCUGCUACUGUGGCAGAGUUAAAAUUGUAGGUAGGACUACCAAUUUUCCUACAUUUUAUACCAGUAGUGAAGUUCAACAGCACAAUGUCCCAUUCCAAAGUUUUUAUUAUGAAUGUAAGUAAUUGGCAUUUUUGAAAGAGGAAACAAAAGAUGUCUUAAGGUGCUUACUGCUAUGCAGGAGACGAAAGGGGGCAUUACAAAACGUUUAAGCUUGUGAUAUAUUUAUUGCUUGCUUUCCAAAAGCACCGAGCUAAUUAGAGACUCAAAUGGCUAUAAUUUUCCUGGCUUUGCUUAGGAGAAAAUUUACUAAGAGUUGGACAGGCU